AGCGUCCCUCUUCCAACACGAAUAUCCCCCCUCUAGGAUCCUUACUGUGUACCUAGCGACAAGCAAUAUGAUGUAAUUCCACGUGCUGUAGCACCAGUGUUAGAUUGGUUAUAUCUUCCACGAAUGUAUUUCCUAAAACUUAGUUCCCGAAUAACUUGUAUAUUGCUCACAUAGGCUUAAUUCCGGGUGUUUGAAGGAAUAGGACUGACCAGUGUUUGGUGAAGUUUUUUUUUCCUGUACCCUGUCUUGCAGAUUUUUCCCUCAACGGUGCGUGCUAUCACACAGGCUCUUCCCUUUUCUAUGUAUCAAUCCACUCAGCGUUAUUGUGGGGAAACUUCUUUUGGGAAGUGCUGGGACUAUUUUCAAACAACUUUGCAGAAAACCGUUUUUGCACAUAUUGCAUGGCUCAUUCUCAUAUGAUAAUCAAUAAAUGUACAUUACUAUUUGGUCGAGACAUCUCAUCUGACAGCAUAUAAGAUAUCAGAAAGACUGGAGUUGUUCAGCUUUUUCGAGCUAUCCGCGGAAGGAUUUUGUUCGACAGCGGAGGUCAACGCUUCCGCCCAGUUUUUAGAUAGGCUAUGCAUUGGCCGAGUUGAAAAUGGAGUUCGUGUGAGAUAGAUGCUCAGAACUUCCAAUUAGGAAAUAUCCUAUGUCUGUUCUCGUGAUCACGUUUGCUGUGUAGGAAAGGAUAUAGGAUACUUGUCCGAAUACUUCACGUUCUCUGGAAGCCUCGUCAGGACAGUUACUGAAAUAUUGUCGGAGAAACGCUGCUGCCUUUUUCAAGUGUUGUCCCUAAGAAGUUGCAGAGGGAAUAGCUCGAUGGCUAGCUGGAACACGAAUUACGAGCCUGAUGUCGAAUUGCAUCUGCAUUUGUAACCGAUUGACCGUAUUGGAAUUUGGUUAUCGCCGUGGCAGAGGACAAUGCUGAAAAUGGUUAUUUCAUUGCAGUCGGAUUUUACUUCUGUGGAGCAUACAAUGAAUCAGCGGUUGCCUUUCCCGUUCUAAUUUCAGUUCUUCGCUUUCCUCUGAGAGCUAAACGGCAUGCAUCAUUGUAGACCCUUUAUUUAUAUCGAAUAAGUGGCUUUUUCUUCGAACGAAAAUGGUUAUUUUUGCGGUUAAUUUCUCCGCCGUGACUGCGUCGUCGAUGCUAUUUCCAGUAUUUGGAUCCCCGUGAGAAAAAAAUGAGCGAAGAAUCGACAAAUCCAAAUGAUGACAGUUACGCGCGUGUGAGAGCAGUGGUGAUGACACGGGACGACUCCAGCGGAGGGUGGCUCCCCCUGGGGGGCGGAGGCUUGAGCUGCGUCACCGUCCACCGAGUCAAUCGGCCCGACGACAGCAGCAGCAGCAGUGGCGGCAACGGGAGUAAUGGUGGCAACGGCGGUGGCGGCGGGGCCGACUUCCUCAUCCAGGGGGAGCGGCUCAAAGACAAAUCGGUCGUACUGGAGUGUAACAUCAAGAGGGAUUUGGUCUACAACAAAGUCAAUCCCAUAUUCCACCACUGGAGGAUCGACAACAAAAAGUUUGGCCUGACCUUUCAGAGUCCGGCUGAUGCACGGGCCUUCGAUAGGGGGAUACGCAGAGCACUGGAAGACAUUAAGCAAGGUUGUCCAGUGUACAGCGACUCAGACACUCCUGAAGACGGACUGCAGGUGCCCACAGAGCCCCCCUCCGUCUGCAGCCCCAUGAAGGAGCCCUUCUCGCCCCACGGAGCCAUGCUGCCCAACGAGUUCCGCAGCUGCUACGUGCGUGCCCAGCCCUUUGACGAAUUCCCCACCUCCCACCGCCGCUACCUGCCACCCCAGGUCUCCUUCAGCUCCCAGCGCCAUGUCACCUUCCACACAGACGAGGAGGAGAUUGUGCGCAUCAACCCCCGCAAGGACGUGUUGAUCCGGGGCUACGAGGACUACCGCCACCCGGUGGUGUGGAGGCAGGAGGCAGAGCGUGACGAGCACAACUCCAAGCCCUGCCCCUACCUGUACCCCGAGGGCUCUCUGGGGGGUGGCUUGGGGGUUGUCGGCAGCAUCGGCAGUGGCCACGGCCACAAAGAACCGGUGAAAACCCAGCAGCCGUCGCCACUGCUCAAGGGCAAGGCGUCGCGGCGGCGGCGGGAAGAAGGCGAGCGCUCACGCUGCCUGUACUGCCGCGAGAUGUUCAACCGGCAGGACAACCGGCGCGGCCAGUGCCCGGACGCGCCCGAUCCCAUUCGGCAAUGCAUCCACCGCGUCAGCUGCAUGCUCUGCGCCGAGAGCCUGCUCUACCACUGCAUGUCCGACUCGGAGGGCGACUUCUCAGACCCUUGCUCAUGUGACACGUCCGACGAGCAGUUCUGCCUGCGCUGGGCGGCACUGCUGGCGCUCUCACUGGUGGCGCCGUGCAUGUGCUGCUACCUGCCGCUGCGCCUGUGCCACCACUGCGGCGAGGCGUGCCACUGCUGCGGCGGCAAGCACAAGGCAGCCGGCUGAGCGGCAACUCCUCGCCACCCCCGCGGAAGUCGCCCCAUGACCACCUUUGGAAAAAAAUAACAACCGCAACCACAGAGGAUUUUUGUUUUUUGGAAUUUAGGAAAACAAAAAAACAAA
Clupea harengus (Atlantic herring) is the source of this 2579-nucleotide messenger RNA. It is a transcript of the gene spred1, whose product is annotated as sprouty related EVH1 domain containing 1. Gene Ontology annotation, cellular component: membrane. The record is from RefSeq and is a predicted model, not a curated record. Lineage: Eukaryota; Metazoa; Chordata; Actinopteri; Clupeiformes; Clupeidae. Gene Ontology annotation, molecular function: protein kinase binding. Gene Ontology annotation, biological process: multicellular organism development; negative regulation of MAPK cascade.